Molecule: messenger RNA, 327 nt
Organism: Spirometra erinaceieuropaei
Lineage: Eukaryota; Metazoa; Platyhelminthes; Cestoda; Diphyllobothriidea; Diphyllobothriidae
Source: the annotation of a GenBank genome assembly
AUGGACGCCUAUCGUGAUGAAUGCUCCGAGAUUCACGUCGCCUACAGGACGGACGGCUACCUCCUCAAUCAGCCGCGGAUGCACUUGCAGUCGCGUGUAUCCACAACUACCGUCCAUGAAAUUCUUUCCGCUGACGAUUGCGCUCCCAACGCAACCACAGAAAGGAAUAUUCAAAGGAGCAUGGACCUCUUCAUCAACACGGAGAAAACGGUGGUUAUGCACCAGCCGCCACCCAACGCUGCCUACAAUGUACCUCUGAUCAACGUGAACGUCGCCCAUCUGGAAUCGUCGUCGUCUCCACCUCAGCACCAAGCUCAAGAUGUAUAA